AUGUGGCAGGCCCUGAGUUUGAUUGCACCACUAUAUGAGAAACCUUUCUUUAAAAAGUAUGGAAUAGCUUUACCACCAGCAGUUCCUUCCCGAAAGAAGCCUAAGAAAUGCCUGGUGUAUCGGGGCCCUCCUGCCUGUCUCGUUCCAUCCUGCCGCUGGGUCCAGGGGCUGGAUCUCAGCUUCUUCCCUAGGAACGUCACCAGGGAUUUCAAUGGCUACCUAGUUGCCGAGAUAGUCGGUAUAUACUACCCCUGGGACCUUAGAUUAUCAUCCUUUGAAAAUGGAACCUCCUUAAAAAUCAAGUUGGGUAACUGGGCACAGAUAGAGAAGUUUCUAGCAAGAAAAAAAAUUAAACUACCUGAAGAACUGGUCCAUGGCACGAUUCACUAUAAAGCUGGGGUGCCGGAAAUACUGAUUCAAGAGGUUUACACUUUACUAACACAUCAAGAAAUUAAAAGUACCCAGGAUGACUACGCUAAUUUCACAGACUAUAGUUACCAAAUGCGUUUGCCACUCGUUCCCAGGUCUACAGUUUCAAAGUCGAUUAAAGAUAACAUUAGGUUAUCCGAGUUACUAAGCAAUCCUAAUACGCUCAGCAAUGAACUCAAGACAGAAUUCCUCUUCCUUUUACAAAUGCUGCAAAGAAAAUUAAGUAGAAAAUUGAACCCAGAGUGGUUUAACGUCAAACCAACAGUGGGAGAAAUUACAAUCGAUUAUCUUCCUUCGAGAGGCUGUGGGUGCAGAUAUAAACCAAGGGUUUCAAAGGAAAGAGCUGUGUCUGCUUUACCAAAAUCAAGCAGUGAUUACAGUCCGAAUAGAGAAAUUCUUGUGAAGCAAAGUGGGAAGCCUUCUUGUGAGUUCGUUACAAAACCCAUGAGAAGUGCGAACAAAACAGCAAAGGUCACAUAG
Molecule: messenger RNA, 909 nt
Organism: Cricetulus griseus (Chinese hamster)
Lineage: Eukaryota; Metazoa; Chordata; Mammalia; Rodentia; Cricetidae
Source: RefSeq, a predicted model, not a curated record